AUGGCUUUGGGUUCAAGCUUAGACAAUCAUACUGAUUUCCUGAUCCUGGGAUUCCAGACCCUUUAUCAAUUCAGGAUAGUUCUCUUUACUUCAUUCCUUAUACUUUAUAUUCUGACUGUAUCUGGAAACCUCAUCAUUUUUGUAUUGAUCAUGUCCAGUAAUCUAUUGACUUCUCCUAUGUAUUUCUUUCUUUGUAACCUCUCAUUAUCUGAAAGUUUAUUCACCACUAACAUUGCCCCAAACAUGCUGGAGGUUCUACUGAGAAAUGGGUCCACUAUGACCAUCCCUGGAUGUUUCUUACAGUUUUAUCUGUUUGGUUUAUUUGCUGUUAAUGAAAGCUUUCUUCUUACAGUAAUGUCGUAUGACAGAUUCUUGGCCAUCUGUAACCCCUUACAUUAUGCCUCUGUAAUGAACACUUACACCUGCCGUUACUUGACAACUUGCUGCUGGUUGGGAGCCUUUCUAAUAAUGUUAGUUACAUUAAGUUUUAUGUCUAGACUAAAGUUCUGCAAACAAAACAUGAUUGACCAUUUCUUUUGUGAUAUUGCUCCCGUUUUGAAGCUCUCGUGUUCAGACACCACCACCAUUGAAAUGGUGAUCUCAUUGCUCUCUUCUGCCGCCACCCUCUUCCCAUUCCUAUUUAUUAUAGUCACCUACGGAUGUAUCAUUAGAGCAAUUUUCAGAAUCCCAUCAUCUAAGGGGAAAGAGAAAGCUUUCUCCACCUGCAGUUCCCAUCUGGGUGUAGUUACCACUUAUUAUACUACUUUGAUUAUGGUUUAUGUGGUACCUACCCAAGGUCACUCAUUGAUAGUGAAUAAGUGUCUAUCACUUCUUUACACAGUGGUCACACCAUUGGUGAAUCCCGUGAUAUACACUUUAAGGAAUAAGGAGAUCAAAAUAGCUUUUAGAAGAAAACUGGAAAUUUUAAAUCAACAUAUUUAUUCACUGUACAAGUAA
Molecule: messenger RNA, 957 nt
Organism: Bombina bombina (fire-bellied toad)
Lineage: Eukaryota; Metazoa; Chordata; Amphibia; Anura; Bombinatoridae
Product: olfactory receptor-like protein OLF1
Exons: 2
Coding region: 1-957 (318 amino acids)
Biological process (GO): G protein-coupled receptor signaling pathway
Cellular component (GO): membrane
Molecular function (GO): G protein-coupled receptor activity; olfactory receptor activity
Source: RefSeq, a predicted model, not a curated record